AUGAAGCGGCCUAAACUGAUGGCCGAGGCCGUCAAGGCGUACACGGGACGACGCUUUGGCGCCCAGCUGCCGCCGAAAAAGCCUACCCUCGAGCGGAUCCCGACGCCGCUGCUCGACGAAGUCGACGACGACGAAGACCCCCUGGGCGACUCGCACUACGAGCUGGCGGACGAGGCGGCGCUGCCGACGCCCGCUACCAGCGACGGCGACGUGACUAGUGGUGACGGCGCCGAUUCUAGUGGCGAGGGCGACGCCGCCAGCGGCGAUGAGUCCGAUGCCAGCGAUGGCGCCAUCGGCGAUGUCGGCGCGCGCGCCGAAGAAGAAGACCUUGGCGAAGACUUAGGCGAAGACCUUGGCGAAGACUUAGGUGAAGACUUAGGUGAAGAAGUCGGUGAAGAAAUAGGCGAAGAGGCGCUGUCGGAGGAUGCCGACUUCAACGAAGAAGAAGCGGCGACGCUGCCCCUGCCCCUGCCGCUGGCGCUGCCACUGGCGCUGCCGCUGACGCUGGAAGACCCCGACGGCGACAUCGCCCAGCUCCAGCGCGAUUUGCGCGAAGAACAGGCGGCGGCCGAAGCGCAAGAAAAACACCAGACGCCGCCGACACUGCCGGAAGCUGAUGCCGACAGCAAGCCGGCACCGGUGACGGCCGACCUCGGCCAGUACUACAACAUCGGCGAGUGGGACGACGACCAGGGCAGCUACAGCACCCGGAUCUACAAGAACUGGCGCGAGAUGCUGGAUAAACACCCCGUGGGGCUCAUCAACCACGGGGUGACGUGCUACAUGAACACCGCCAUCCAGACGUUAAUCCACAUCCCUGCCCUCCAGCACUAUCUCAACGAUAUUUGCACCGAUAGUAUCGACGGGUUCCUAAAGCCGAAACUGGUGCUGCAUACGCUAGCCGAGCUCAGCCGCCGGUUAUGGGGGCUCGACGCUCAGAGAAGACACAAGUACAUCAACCCCAAAAAGAUGAUUGCGCGCUUGGACGACAUCAACUGUAUGAUGAGCCAGUGGCAGCAAGAGGACUCGCACGAGUAUCUCAUGCUGCUUAUGCUGAGGCUCCAGGAAGACCUGACGCCUAAGGGAGCUAAGCUCAAUACGCUGAUCAUCUACGACAUCUUUGGCGGGCUGUUAACCCAGAAGAUCACCUGUUUGCAGUGUAACAACGUGCUGGAGACCGAGCAGGAGAUGUACGACUUGCUGCUUGGCUUCAACCGGAAGAAGACGGCUAAGUAUACCGUCGACAGACUGAUCAAGGAAUACUUCAGUAACGAGCUCAUCAAGCCCGACCGCAAAGACGCUCAGCUGGGAUACAUGUGCGACCACUGCCACCAACGCACCCAGGCCAACAAAGUGAGCCACAUCAAGCGGGCGCCCGAGACGUUGGUCGUCCACUUGAAGCGGUUCAAGUUCGACGGCAACUCGCUGCUGAAGGUGAAGCAGCUGAUGAAGUACCCGGAGUACCUCGACCUCACCCAGUACACGGUGGAGCCGCACGCGCCCACUAAAUACCGCCUCGUGCUGGUGAUUGUCCACGAAGGGCGCCUGCUCUCUUCCGGCCACUACGUGUGCCACACCCGCCAGCCCGACGGCAGCUGGUGCACGUACGACGACGAGUUCUUGAAUAAGAUCCCCGACGCGGUGGCGUUGACCGACGUCGGCGCCUACGUGCUCGUGUACACUAAGCUUACUCCCAAGCCGGCAGCCACUGCCGACACUCCCGGCGCCGCGGCCACUGCCGGCGCCGGCACCAAGCGCGCCGCCGCCGCCGACACUAACAACGGCGGCCGCAAACAGCGCAAACGGCAUAAAAAACACUAG
Messenger RNA from Diutina rugosa, 1821 nucleotides. It is a transcript of the gene DOT4, whose product is annotated as ubiquitin-specific protease. Bases 1 to 1821 code for a protein of 606 amino acids. Gene Ontology annotation, molecular function: cysteine-type deubiquitinase activity; cysteine-type endopeptidase activity. Gene Ontology annotation, cellular component: nucleus; cytosol. The record is from RefSeq and is a predicted model, not a curated record. The transcript has a single exon. NCBI's taxonomy places the organism in Eukaryota, Fungi, Ascomycota, Pichiomycetes, Serinales, Debaryomycetaceae.